This is a messenger RNA of Priapulus caudatus, 2984 nucleotides long. RefSeq lists its product as uncharacterized. NCBI's taxonomy places the organism in Eukaryota, Metazoa, Priapulida, Priapulimorpha, Priapulimorphida, Priapulidae. The transcript has 14 exons. The coding region runs from base 1 to 2250 and encodes 749 amino acids. The record is from RefSeq and is a predicted model, not a curated record.
AUGAAGAGGAAUGUAAUUAACGCUAAAGACCUGUUUAGCACAAAUCCAGGAUCAUUGCUCCCUCAAAAAUUUAGCACGUGCUCAUUGGAUCAGUAUGACUCGGCUUUCAACUCUAGUGAGAAUUCACAGACCCAAGAUUUUUCUCAGGAUUUUGCUUCACAGAGUCUAAGUGGAUCUGGCCAAUCACAGCAGACUGAUGAUUAUCAACGCUAUAUGUCCAUGCCAUUACUGUUCUCCAACAACAGUAGAGAUAACAACACCAGCAAUCAGCAGAAUAAUGCAUCAUUGCCUAACAACGCUGGCCCAACACCCACACCCUUAUUCCGCCAGCAACUCGAAGCUAACAGGGCAAGAGCAAAGGAUAAAGAGUUCAGAGAGUUAUUCCGCGGGCUGACAGCAUGUAUGCGGGAGUGCACAGCCGAAGUGAAGACACUUGUGGAAAAAAUAGGUCAUGACGUCAAUGCAAAUGUGCCGGAUGAAACUUUACAAACAAAAGAGCUGUGUGAUAAAGUGCAAAAGACAAUAGAAGCGACGACAGAUCGAGUUGUUAAGGUUGUUCAGCUCAGUACAGCCGAUCACGAACAGUUAAAAGAACGAGAUGCCAUCAUUGCCAACAAGGAAACAGAGAUUGCAAAGCUGGAGAAAAUGCUGGAUAAAACACGAGAGGAGGCGCAGGAGAAGGUGAUAGCAGUGAUGAGGGAGGAGUACGCAGAGCAGCAGAGACUUAACCGGCAACAGAUACACGAGCAUUUCCUCGCCCAGCAGAAGCAAUCCCAGCUCCAGUGGAAGAUGCAGCAAGACCAACAGGAGCAGAUUGAGUUGCAGGGUAGCCACCAACAACAGCUCGUAGCUGCUCAACUGAAAAGCCAGAAGGAAGUGGAAGCUUACAUAAGCAAGACAUUGCAGGAGUACCAGGGGUGGCAGGAGAAGGUUGACAGCGAGAGAGGGCUAGCAAGCAGAGAGAUGCUCACAGAGAUGCAGGCCCAGCAGAGGAAGUAUUACGAAGCCCUGCUGAGGAAGCAGGUGUCCGUGCAGGAGGAGGCCAGGCACGAGGCUAGGAUCACAUGGCCACCACCACCACCACCACCACCACAGGAUAGCAUGCAGCGUUCUAGCGCGUGGUCUUGGGACGGGACGUGCGUGCCGACCUCCGACGCGAACCGAUGCGGCGACUCCGGAAAUCCGUUCUUCGUGCCGCAAGCUCGGGUGGCGACCUCUACGUUUUCGAGGAUCGACUCGGACUACUCGACACUUUACUCGGGAGACGCUCCCGCUCCGUCUUCCCGGAUGCCGACCACGGCCGCACUACACCCGGCACAGCCCGCGGGAAUGCUCCGCAGGGAUCUCAGCUUCCCGGGAGCCGUGGCGGCCGCUGCCGGCGCGGCGAUGUCGCAGGGAGCCAGGAUGCCGGUCGCCACGGUGAGGCCGUCGCCGGUAGCAACGGUCGCGCCGCAUCCGAAGAGCCCCGAGACGAAGCGAGCGAAGUCGGCCGACCGGUGGGAAGGGGAGCCGGACGACAGCUGGAUGUACUAUGAUCCACCUUGUACGCGAUCGAGAUCGCGGGAGCAGACACCGGGAAGUAAAGUAAAUUCUAUCCAGACGCAGGAGACUAACCAAAAGGAGUAUGUGGGCGAACUGAAGCCUUCUGCUGGAAGACAAUUGAGAAAAAUGCCAGAACGUACUGCGAAUGCAUGGAAGCAAUCAACCAACAGUAACAGGUCAAAAACCAAAAGUAAACCAAAGUCAAACACGAAAGACAGAAAGUUCAAGACGCCCGCCAAGAAAGCGAAUUUAAACCAACAGGUUGAGAGGGUCCUAAGAUCCAACAAACGUAGUAGUUGGGAAAUUGUGGGUCUGUGCAGUCCAUCGAUACAAGAAAACACAGACAACCUAUUCAGUAGCCCUGGCAACCAAUCCAUAAGCAGUGACGCAUCAUCUCCAGGGUUGACUCUCCAGGACAUGAGUACAGUAGUCAAGCAGAUGAGAAGGCAGAAGAUGACUAGAGCUGCAUACAUGCCAAUGAUGUCACCAGCUCUGCAAGACCACGACUAUGUUAACCUAGAUACAUCGACCACAGAAGAAUUUGGCAAGUCAAAAACACACAACUCCAAAAAGAACGUUGCCAAGGAAAUGUUGUCAUCAUACAGUGAUGAAUCCCUGUUCAAAACACCUACAGUGCAGGAAAGUGCACCAAAGCGCAAGACCAGCUCUAGCAAGCGCAAGCAAGCCUUCCGCUUGCUGUGUCAAUGAGACUAGUUUCAAAUGCGCAUGCGGAUCCCCAGGAAAAUCGCAUGGCAAGAUAUCCAUUGAACGUUGUUAUGUAAACCAAGUUGCGAUUUUCCACCAUGUGCGGGGAGGAUUCAUGCAUUCGCUCACGCGUGCACACGUAUGUAUAGAAAGGAGAGUAAGAUAGUUCGGGAGAUGGUGAGAAUGAGGUGGGAAGAUGGUGACCUACUUAAAAACUGAAAUAUUUAUCAAUUUAAAUUUGUUUCAUCCAUUUUGAUUAGAGAUAGAUAUUGGAGGUUUUAUGUUUCUUUUCAGUAUUACAUUGGCUUGUCUCAUGAUGGCUUGCCAUAUUUUCUACCACAGUAAUAACUGUAUUUUUCCCACACAAGUACGUGCAAAGUACAAUUAUAUGAAUGGUUUAACAAAUCAGUUACAGUAUGUCAUAGGAAGUAUGUAAAAUAAUUGCGCUUAUCUUUAAGAAGUCACGCUCACAUUGCUACUUAUUAUAAAGUAUUCUUAUUUAUUAGACUUUAAAAUUUGUAUAAAAAUAUCACAAACGUUUAAGAAGCGCAUUUUCUAGCGAAAUGCAUGCUAGAUAUUAAAGCAAUACGUGUGGAACAAAGUGUUCUGUACUGUAAUAGCUCUUAAUGAGAAUCAUACUUUACCCGCGAACACACACACAAACGUGUGCACAAUACAUUGAUUGUAUAACUAAUUAUCUAAAGCUGUGUAUCAUAAUAAUAAACUUAUAAAGGAUA